CCCGCCCCGACUCAGGCACUUGCCACAGCCCGCCGCCCCUGGCCUGUCGCACCUCUCCUGCCCUUCCUCUCUCUUUCUCACCAAGAGCUGAAAACCGCCCUCAUAACUCUCUCUCCGUGCGACACAACUUGCACCCUUCCGCCAAUCUACCUCCGCCACAUACACAUAUACCCAUUCGCAGCCGCUACCAUGCACCGCAAAACCCCCAUCUCCGUCCUCGUCUACCACACUCUGUUUCCCAAACCAUCCCCUACCGACCCUCCCUCUUUCUCCGCUCACCUCUCUAAGGACCUGGUCGGCGAAGUUCGCAUCGAAACCGCAACCUUCUACGGCUCUCUCGAAACCAUAGAAGCUCGCUACCCAGGCCUCAACUAUGCCUACGCCCCCCACAGAAAGCGCCUUGGCCGCUUUCCUCACCACAAGAGGCUUUUCGAAGCAUUCGAUAUCCUCGGCCUGACCGACUCGGAGAUUCAAGGCUUCUGCCGCUGGGAAGGCACACUGUGGGCGCGUGAACGAUACGAACGCGACGAGGGCUGCCGUGUCUUGGACACCACAGGAAUGGACAUUGGCGAGUGGGUCGACAGGCGGAAAACACGGCGCACCAGUGCCAGCAAAGCCAUCAACGUCAAGACCGACAUCGAAGUGGAAAUCGAAGAAAUGCCCGCCAUGACCGCACGCUCCCAUCAUCUGCAACACCACCACGUCACCGGUGAUGAUGCCAACAUGCUCCGCCCCACAGACACCGAGAUGCCCGAUUCUGCGGAGCCACCUUCGGACGACGAUGAUGACGACGAACCGGACAUUGACGAGCGCGUCGGCUUUGAGUUGAAUGCGCGCCUCAUGCAUGCCGCGAGCCUGCGGGAAGAAGGUGCACACUUGCCCAUGGACGCGGAAUGGGAGCAGUUUCUCAAGGAUGCACAGGAAAGGGGCGAGCUGGAUGUCGAAGCCACACGGUCAGCUCUGCGCAUGAUGGCUUCAGGUCCCCUGGGAGAGAUGACCCGCCGGCUCCUCAACGGCUCAAACGCCUCCACAUCCACAACCACAAACUCAUCAUCACAAACAUACCAGCCGCCAGCCGCGCCAGCGUAGAUGGGAGAGGAAAGCCUCUGCAAAGCCAAAAAAAUCAGAAAAGGACAAAAAAAGAGAAUAUUGAUGGGGUAGUAGUAAACUUUUUUGUUAGUUUUAUUGCGACGCGCGAAGCAGGAACUGUUGUAUCUAAUGAAUUGUUUUCACACCUUCUUCUUGGCCUUUUUUUGUUGUCUGUUUGCCUUUUUUUUCUCCUCAUCUUGGUUGCAGCCGCCUCUAGGUUCGGACUCCCCUUGCGUACUUUUUUGGAAUACCCUUUUGGAAAUUAUCCAUCAUUCAUCAUGGUCUUUUGGGGGUUUCUCGACACAUGUUCGACUGGGGGAAUAGUCGCUUGCUUGCUUCUGUGUUGGGAACUUGGGAUGACAGUGUUUCCCAAUAUAUAUAUAUACGAUUGACAUGGGGCGUGGAUUCUUUCUUGUCCGUUUUUUCGAAUAGAUGGGGGGUGGGGUUCACCCAUGGUGUUUUUAAAAAAGGGGAUUUUGUUUCGUUUGCUUUUCUGCUGCGCCCUAUUAUAAGUAGAUGGGACCCCCCCUCCCCCCGGUUGUUUUUUAAAAAGGGAUUCUUGUUGGCUUUCUGUUGCGCUCGUCAAAAGGAAUAUCUGAAUAUACAUAUUCGUUGCAUUCUUUAUACACUUAGGACUUGAGUAUAUGAAUUACUGGUUAUGUGUAUUUCACCUGUCUUGUCUUGUCCUGUCCUGUCCUGUCCUCUCGUCUGCAUUUUGAACUCCCAGCCAGCCAACUACAUAACUGAUCAACUACCUGAGUAACCAUUUUUCCGCGAUACCAAAUAAAAACAAUAUUGAUAUCACACUUGUAUACGUCCUCUCUCUGUUUAAUCCCCUCUUUCCCAUCUCCACCUCCACACCCCGCACCUUCGCUCAAUCGUUUAUUAUAUGUAAUCUUUCUUUCUCCUCCUCCUCAAUCAAUCAAUCAAUCAAUCAAUCAAUCGACUUGAUUUCAUAUCUCAGGGCGGGGAGAAGGGGAGGAACAAACAAACACGAUGGACCAGUUCCAAUUUUCUGAAUUAAUGCGUUUACUAUGCCCAGAGAAAAAUAAACGCGAUGAUUCGUAUCCUGUUUCAUGGUAGUUUUGCCGCUUGUUUCGCUUUUUAUUUUUUGCUUUGUCUAUUUGUGUGUUUGUCUUUGUCUUGUCAAGUGUAAUCAUGUUGCAUGGUGCUUGGUAGAUUACCUAGGCAUGAAGCGAUAUUCUUGGUAAUUAUGCGGCCAUGUUCUUGGAAGAUGUGGAGCGAUAUACUCCGCAUCUACAGUACAGUGUCGUGGUCGGGAUAGCAAGCAGUACGCAGCAGUGUUGGUUUUGUGUUUUCGAGACUGGUACGACUGGGAGGAAUGCCACAUGUUUUGAUAUCGACUUCACAAGUUCUGUAUCUGCGGAAUCCUGUCCAAGCGGACAGUCUCUAAGAUUUCAAGAGAAUCCCA
Periconia digitata is the source of this 2521-nucleotide messenger RNA. The record is from the annotation of a GenBank genome assembly. Lineage: Eukaryota; Fungi; Ascomycota; Dothideomycetes; Pleosporales; Periconiaceae.